AUGUGGAAGUCAUCAGUGCGUCUAUCAUCACUCGCAGACGCAUCUCUAUUACAAGGUGGCCGCUGUCUCAGCUGUCAACUCCGCAAUGUCAGCAGACUGCAGCCAUCACUGCGCUACUAUGCCACUAGCAAAAGCAAGAGCGGCAACGACGUGAAGCCUGCCACAGCAAGCAAGCCAACCACGACCGACAAGUUUCAGUUCAAACAGAAUGAUUCCCCAUCAGCACCUCAGCCUGGCGAUGCGGACUUUGUCCCUCCGGCCCUCGACCGUCCCAUCGGCACAGUAAUUCCGCCUCAAGAAGGACAAAAUACUGGCGUCGAUGAGCGAUCACUGCAACAAAGACGGGACGAUUUCGUCAAUUACGAUAAACACAUAGAGAGGCGCAAGGAAUUAACAAGGCAGGUCGCAAAACCAUACUUCAGAGAAUGGUCCAACAUGCGCUACCACGAGGGUAAGACCUUCAAAUCGAACCCUCGAUUGUUCAAACGAGACAAAGCCCUCUACUUCCCCAACAUGUACGGUAUCACUCUUGCGUCGCCAAAACAACCGCAAAACACCACGUCGAUACUCCGCGGCAAAGUGUCCGUCGUCAAUGUCUUCUCAAGCGUCUGGGCAGAGUCGCAGGUUGCGACAUUUACGGGCCCAAAGCAGAACCCCGGUCUAUGGGAGGCGAUGAAGACCGGAAGCGAGCUUGUGCAGAAGGUCGAUAUCAACCUGGAAGAAAAUGCUUUGAAGGCUUGGCUCGUCCGUACUUUCAUGUGGCGGAUGCGGGCCAAUCUGCCCAAGGAGCAGCACGAACGGUAUUUCCUUGUGCGUAAAGGUCUUACGGAUGGUCUGAAAGAAGCAAUCGGAAUGAUGAACAGUAAGGUUGGUUAUGUCUAUCUGCUGGACGAGAACUGUCGCAUCCGAUGGGCGGGUAGCGGGCCGGCAGAGGACGGCGAGCUGGAGGGAUUGAACAACGGUGUUCGCAAAUUAAUACAGGAGAGAAGGAUCAGUCUCGAGUCGGAGCUACCUGCUGAAGAAUGGGCGGGAAGAAACCAAAGUGAAUCCGCAAGUCUGAAGCCUAGAGUGGUCAUGCGGUGA
Aspergillus viridinutans is the source of this 1083-nucleotide messenger RNA. Its product is annotated as mitochondrial ATPase complex subunit ATP10. Gene Ontology annotation, cellular component: mitochondrial inner membrane. NCBI's taxonomy places the organism in Eukaryota, Fungi, Ascomycota, Eurotiomycetes, Eurotiales, Aspergillaceae. The record is from RefSeq and is a predicted model, not a curated record. The transcript has 2 exons. Bases 1 to 1083 code for a protein of 360 amino acids. Gene Ontology annotation, biological process: mitochondrial proton-transporting ATP synthase complex assembly.